Molecule: messenger RNA, 3650 nt
Organism: Patella vulgata (common limpet)
Lineage: Eukaryota; Metazoa; Mollusca; Gastropoda; Patellidae
Product: aminopeptidase O
Exons: 15
Coding region: 779-3496 (905 amino acids)
Biological process (GO): proteolysis
Cellular component (GO): nucleolus
Molecular function (GO): zinc ion binding; metalloaminopeptidase activity
Source: RefSeq, a predicted model, not a curated record
CGUUAUUUAGAAUCAUUAGUAAGAUCUGUACUGUAUGAUGAUAUACGGAGAGAGUCGUGUCCAUUAUUAAAGGGGCGUUAUGGAAGAUUAGAUAAAGAGUUUUCAGUUCUAACUAUAAUAGUUAAAAACUAGAUAAUGCAAAGGGAAUAUGCUGAAAAUUUCAGUCAAAUUGCUCCACCCUGAACCGAGAUAUUAUCGAUUGAAUUUUAGGCCUAGCCCCGAUCACCAGCUCAUACCUCUUGCAUAAUGAAUGUACCGGUAUGUUUAUAAAUAUUAAUAUAUAACUAACUUCCAGUUUAUGGAUGACACGCUUAUGUUUGUCUUUCUUGGUCAGUUUUGUCUUUUUUACAUAGCGAGAUAAGGGUUAUACCAGAACUUGAAAACGAAACGAAGUAAUACUAAGUUAGGAGUUACGACUGCACACACUCAAUAUCCAAUGCAACACUGUCAAUCGUUGGAUGUUACUGGCGUUAGUUUGUUCUUGCCCUUGGACCAUUUAAAUUGCAAUUUUCAAUAGGAUAUUUAUCGGUCUGUUCAAUUAUUUGUGUACCAUAUAGAGCUGAUAGCGGAUCGCCCUAAACAUAACAAACAUGGUUUGAAAACAAAAUUUCUGCCGUGGGUCUACUAUUAUUUUAUAUAAAGACCUUGUAUCUCUAUACCUUUCGACCGAAAUUUAUAGGCUAUCCAUCGCGAAACCCCCCAAAUUUUCUUCUGGUAGUUUGUUAGUUCGGAUCUAUCGUCUGUUUUGUGUUCAAGGUUUAUAGUGUUAUAUGUUAAGAUGGCCAAUGCCAUUAAUUCAACGACGGGGCAUGAAUUAGAUCUACCCCUUUCCGCAAAUAUCAGAGAUAUUAUUGUCCACCAUUUUAUACUUGACUGGAAUUGUGACGUAAAAGGUACCAAGUCUAUCAUUCUCUUCUUGCGGCCUGCGACGGAUAUCUCUAAUGAUGCUGUUAAACGAAAUAUGUCGGAUGAAAUAACUAAUGAGCACCAACCCAAACAAUCCCCCCAAGACAUUUUGGCGUCAACGACGUGUAAUCCAACUGACAUCGUUAAAAGUAAACAAAAUCUGACAGACGAGCAGCACUCCCAACAAUCCGACAAAGACUUCUUUGGGCACACUACAGGAAACUCUAAUUACACCGUCAAAAAUAAACAGAUUCUGUCAGAUCCGGGAACUAGCGAGCAUCGCAACAAACAAUCAACCCAAGACUUCUUGGGUAAACAGAAUCCGUCAGAUCCGGGAACUGACGAGCAACACCCCGAACGAUCCACCCAAGACUUCUUGAGUAAAGAGAAUCCGUUAGAUCCGGGAACUGACGAGCACCGCAACAAACCAUCAACCCAUGACAUCUUGGGUAAACAGAAUCCGCCAGACCCGAGAACUAGCGAGCACCGCAACAAACAAUCAACCCAAGACUUCUUGGAUAAACAGAAUCCGUCCGAUCCGGGAACCAGCGAGCCCCACAACAAACCAUCAACCCAUAACAUCUUGGGUAAACAAAAUCCGCCAGAUCCGGAAACUGACGAGCAACACCCCGAACGAUCCACCAGAGACUUUGUGUUAAUAUUAGACUGCUGUGAUCUCGAAAUUAUUUCUGUGGAAGAAUUAAAACGUUCUGAUAGUUUUAGGGUUCCACACACCCAUGUUGAAAAGAAAGCUGACAUAAAAAAUGAAAACGGGUUUUAUAUGAGUCACAUGGAUCAGAAAGGACAACCUUUAGAAUUUGUGGUUGAAAAACAUUGUUUGAAGACAUGGAAGCCCGGCGUGAGUUCGGUUUCAAGUUUCCCGGAAGUUGUACAAAUUAAAUAUGCCAUAACAGCAAAUGGAAAAUCUUUUAAAUGGACCAAAGAUGUGGAUGGGAAAUCAUGUGGGUUUACCAUUGGCCACUGGAUAAAUAACCGCUCCCUGUUUCCCAGUCAAGAUGCACCGUCAGCGAUGCCAACAUGGCAGGCGAUCAUUCGUGCUGAAACAAAUCAAGUUGUCCUGAUGAGUGGAGAUGAAACGGGGAAAUUAAUAGAUAAAUAUUCAAGUGAUGAGCUCAAGGCUUAUUUUUUCUAUACAUCAAUGUCGAUGCCUACUUCAACUUUAGCUAUUGCUUGUGGAGAAUGGACGGAAGUGGUGAUUGUGUCUCGUGGCAAUGAUACCGAUGAUGUAUCAGCCUUACCAUCCUGUCGGAAGCAUGGCGCGAACUGUCAGACGAAUUUCUCCUCGAAUAAUAUACUCCCUUGUCGCCUGUUCUUACCAGAGUCAUUAAAAGAUGCCGGAGAGGAAUUAAAUGUUUAUUUACCCAGUUGUAUGAACGCGGUGAAAGAUAUUUUGGGUCCUCAUCCAUUUCAACGUCUGGACAUUUUGAUUGUUCCUGAAUGUUUCGACAGUCUGGGCAUGGCCAGUCCCAGCCUUCUGUUUUUAUCUCAGUCUGUGUUAUCAGGUGACUAUAGUAUGUUUCAUAGAGUAGCCCACGAACUUUGUCAUUCUUGGUUUGGUCUUCUCAUUGGACCCAAGGACUGGACGGAAGAAUGGAUGACAGAAGGGUUUUGUACAUAUUUAGAGGAUAUCGUCCAUGCUAAAGCUCUGAAGUGGGAGAGAGACGUCACCGACGAAUUCAUAGAAUUGCGAUCUCUUUUACGUUAUAAAAUAUUAUCUAAUGAACUUGAACAUACAGAAGGUCAUCUACAAUUACUAAGACCUAACCAAGGCAGCGUUUCGAGUGAAAAUGAGAAGUUUGUUAAACAUGGUAUGAAUCCUGAGAAAGGUUUUAUGCAAGUUCAUUAUUUAAAGGGUUAUUUUUUGUUACGUUAUUUGGAAGAAACGGUUGGUCGAGAGGCCUUUUUACACUUUUUGAAGAAAUACGUUGUUGAAUGGCACGGUGAAUUAGUUUUAUCACAGGAAUUUAUGAAGAUGUUUUUAGACAACUUUUUACGUUUAAGGGUGACUGGUAUGUCCGAAGACUAUCUCUGCAGUGAAUGGUUGGAUUAUCCAGGAAUACCAUUGCCAAUUAAAAAUUUCCCGGCUACAAUAAAAUCUAAAAACAGAAUGAUAAUAGCUGUAAAUAAAGAGAUAGAGAAUAUUUAUUCCACGUGUCGACAUGUUUCUAAAAAGUCCAAUAAAAAAAGGAAAAUUGAUGUGACCAGCGAGACUCACGAGCUAAAUGCCGAUCAGAAAGUUCUAUUAUUAGAAGAAUUAUUAAAUAAAGACAAUUUACCUGAGAAUGUGUUUACCUGUCUACGUCAACAAUACAAUAUAGAUUCAACUAAUGCAGAGGUAUAUCAUCGAAUGUGUGAACUUAUAAUAAAACAUAAAUACACCAAAUAUUUUCCUGAGAUUGAGCGGUUCCUAAAACAACACCAGUCUAUGGGAGUGUAUUUGUAUGGUGAAAUGAUGCUUUCUGAAAACCAGAAACUUAUUGAAAUGUCACGGCGCAGUUUUUCUCUUGUAAAAAAUGAAAUGCCGGAUGGAGUCUUUAGUACUGUUCACGCUAUGUUGUAUGGAGAUUAAUUAUUUUUUAAAAAAACAGGAUACUCAAAGGGGGAAAAAAGAAUGGAUAUUUGUUGAAAGACCAACCUUUGCUAAAUGAAUGUCUACACAAAGUAAUUCAGUGCUAAAAUGUAUUUUUUUUUUUUUUAUAUUAAACAAUAAAGUUAUACCAAUA